AUGGAGGAUGCUAAGAAAAAUGAGUUCAUUGCUGAACGUGCUUACAAGAACCUCUACACUCUGUCAAAUAUUGGCAACAAAAUAGUUGGAAGUAAAGAAAAUGAAAUAGAGGCUGUCGAGUUCCUGCUGAAGGAGCUCCACCAAGUGAAAGAGGAAUCACUGAAAGAAAUAUUCGACAUAGAAAUAGACCUAUCACAAGGCUCAGGCGUAUUUGAGAGGAAUAGUGCGAUAAGUGCAUAUCAAGGACUUCAAAAUAUUGCAGUUAAACUUACCCCCAAGGGCAGCACGAGUAAAUCCUAUCUUCUAGUUAAUAGUCACUUCGAUACUCUGCCAGGUGCUGGUGCCGGCGAUGCUGGUUUUAUGAUCGUCACGAUGUUGGAAGUUUUCCGUGUUAUGGCAAACACAAAUCAAUCCUUUGAGCAUCCUAUCGUCUUUUUGUUCAACGGAGCUGAGGAAACCGGUCUGCAAGCCUCACAUGCAUUCAUAACCCAACACAAAUGGGCACCAUUCUGCAAAGCUGUCGUUAAUCUUGAUGCUGCUGGCAGUGGAGGUCGAGAGAUUCUCUUCCAGAGUGGGCCCAAUCAACCAUGGCUAAUGGCUUACUACAAAAAGCAUAUAAAGCACCCACUUGCUACGACUUUGGCCGAGGAAAUCUUUCAAUUGGGACUUAUUCCAUCCGAUACUGACUUUCGACAGUUCACAACGUUUGGCAACAUUCCAGGCUUGGACAUGGCGCAGUGCAUUAAUGGAUUUGUCUACCACACAAAAUACGAUCUUAUCGAUGUGAUUCCUCGCGAAUCCCUUCAAAAUACUGGCGACAACCUUCUCAGUUUGAUCAGAGGUUUGGCCAAUGCAGCCGAAUUACACAAUACCGAAGCAUACAACACUGGUCACACUGUGUUCUUCGACUUUCUUGGCCUAUACUUUAUCCACUAUACGGAGACCACAGGAGUAUUCUUAAACAUUGGAGUUGCGGCAGCUGCCUUCAUUCUAAUUUACAUUUCAAUGUGGCGCAUGGCAGCCGUUUCUCAAGUUUCCUUCUACUAUGUGGCAUGCUGGUUUACAUUGGUCCUAAUCAUCCAGGUUAUUUCCUUUGCGCUCGGACUGGCUUUUCCCGUAAUUGUGGCAUAUGUAAUGGAUAAUUUAGGAUUAUCAUUAGCAUACUAUAGUACACCGAUGCUGGUGAUCGGAUUAUAUGUAUGCCCCUCACUAAUUGGCCUCAGUUUGCCCAUCACAAUCUUCUAUGCUCUACAGGGRAACAAAAAGAUUUCUACCGGCUAUCAGGUGCAACUGGUCCUACAUGGUCAGGCCCUCAUCCUGACUGUUUUAGUCUUUGGUCUUACAGUAUUUGGAUUGCGCUCAACAUAUAUUUUCAUAAUUCCUCUCGUGUUCUAUGUGCUACCCUUGGCUGUUAACUUAUUGACCACCUUGCAUGAUCGGGGCUAUGCUUGGGUGGCUCUUCAUAAACUGAGUCAAAUAAUUCCUUUCCUCUAUAGCAGCUACCUCUUUUAUAUAUUCAUUGUGGUAAUGACACCAAUGGGAGGACGUGCAGGCAGUGGUUCCAAUCGGGACUUGUAUAUUGCUGUCUUGGCAUCAGCAGGAGCAAUCCUUUCAUUGGGUUUAUUGAUCCCGCUUAUCAACACCUUCCGUCGACCUAGUUACGUUGUAAUCUCUCUUUUAGUAAUCACAGCCCUCUCCAUAUACUUGGCCAGCAGCACAAGAAUCGGAUUCCCGUAUCGGCCAAAGACCAACGUUCAGCGUUUGGAGUAUCUUCAAGUUCGAAACAUGUUCUACGAAUACGACGGAACUCUGAGUAAAGACGAAUCAGGAUAUCUUUUCAAUUUCGAGGAUCGACUAGUAGAAAAGCCACUCAUAGGAACGAGUGUCAAUCUGACGGGCUGGGUCAGCAUUGAAUCGAGGUGCAAUGCCCACAUGUUUUGCGGAAUGCCUUUGUACGACUUACGCUUCGUGCGGAAUCAAAUUUGUGGUGAACUCAACAACGAUCCGCAUUGA
Messenger RNA from Drosophila arizonae, 2013 nucleotides. RefSeq names its product endoplasmic reticulum metallopeptidase 1-like. Lineage: Eukaryota; Metazoa; Arthropoda; Insecta; Diptera; Drosophilidae. Gene Ontology annotation, biological process: proteolysis. Gene Ontology annotation, molecular function: metalloexopeptidase activity. The record is from RefSeq and is a predicted model, not a curated record.